UCAAACCAGUUCAUUGAACAGUCGACAGCAAACUGAUGCAAGCGAGAUAAAGUUUUAUGAAAGUACAAAACAUUCAACAGAAGAAAAGAAAAUUAUACAAGUAAUAAUUUAGCUUGUCUGAUUUGGCCCUGAGUCCUUGUAUGAUAUGAGGCCAAUGGUUGAUAGCCAAUUCUGCUGGAUCCAAGCAUUUGCGUCGUUUCUCUUUCUUGCUGUUCUCUUCGGUGUUUCAUUUUCAUUUGGAAUUUUGUAUGUAGAACUCUUAGAAGAAUUCCCUGCAAGCGAGAGUCAAGGAGCAUGGAUCAGUAGCUUAAACUUUGGUUUCCUUAUGAUGUUCAGCCCACUUUCGAUGCGCAUAUUGAAGCGUGUUCCCGUACAGAUUGUUUGUUGUAUUGGUUCACUUACAAGUGGAUCAGGUCUCUUUCUUUCGUCGAAAGCAACCAACAUCAGUAUGCUGUUUCUGACAUUUAGUUUCAUGCAUGGUGUUGGGACAAACCUUUGCUACAUGUCAGCUAUUUGGAUUUUGCGAAGAAACUUUACCAAAAAACGAGAUAUUGCAUUUGGUAUAGCGCAUGCAGGAAGUGGUGCAGGUGGCAUCAUGAUUGGUGCUCUUCUUCCUGGACUGGUGUGGUCUAAUGGUUGGCGUGGAUCGAUGCAGAUUCUCAGUUACAUGCCAUUUGCGCUUGUUGCUCUCUCCUUUACGAUGAUUCCUGGAGAGGAAGAAAUGAAAGUCGACGAAGAGAACGUUAAGAAGAAUUUCAUUUUUGGUAAAAGCGUUCAAGGAUCGCAAAUAAAAAAAGGUCCAAGUCCCCUGCGAAAUGGUGCAUUUAUUGUACUCGCCUUGGCAAUCGUCAACGGUAUAUUUGUCAGCCUUAUUCCGUACUGUCAUAUUGUAAAUUAUGCAAUUCAGCAAGGAGUAAGUCGAAAAAACGCAGACAUUCUUCCACUUUUCAUUGCCAUCGGUUCCUUCAUUGGGAGGCUUGGCCUGGGAAAAUUGGUCGGUUUGUAUGGGUUAACUCGAAUUACUUUAGGACAAUUAAUAUUCCUCUUACAAUGCCUGGUUACAACCUUUGUCACCUUGGCCAAAAGUAUAGACAGCUUGGUCGCAUUUUGUUUGCUGUUUGGCCUAUUCGACGGAGCCUUUUGUUGUCUGACAGUCAUUAUUGCUUAUGACGUCUUCAAAGACAGUCUGGAAGCUUUGAAUGCGAUGUCACAUUUAUUUUGGAUACUCGCAUUCCCUUAUACUCUUGGAGCACCCUUUUCAGCUUGGUUGUACAAACAAACUGGAAGUUAUGAAAUUCCUUUCUUCAUUUGUGGUGCAAUUCUAUUUAUUGCUACCGUUCUCAUGUCAUUGGUACGCUACCUUGUGCAGUCACAAGACAUGAAAUAUGUAAUCACUUUCUCUGAAGGAGACAUUUCGCAAAACAAUCAUUACCGUCCCAACGUUAUUUUGCAAUCUACUAAUCAUCAGUUGACCAAUUCCCGCUCGUGCAGCUUGGUGGAUUUAGCACUAGCAGCUUACAAUGAGCAUCAUAAUUCAUCGUCAAAAUUCGUACAAACUCCUGAAUACACAGCAUUGCACAGUAGGGCCUGUCUCAAAGAUCAUUGCCCAAGGAAGAAAAUACCAGUAAUCACUGCUGACCAAACCUCCACGAGUGAAGGAUGCAGACAUGCAUUACCUGAGUUUUAUAAGAGUCUAAAAGAGUCCAUUAUUUGAUGAGAAUAUGUUUUGCACAUUGUUAAGAAACAAAAAUAAUAUAUAUGAUUGCGCAUGUUCGGUACAAUCAAUGAAUGGUACGUGUCAGUGCGCGUUGGUUCGAUUCGGGAUUCAAAUGCAACAAUAAUUUUUGAAGGGUCUUUCUUAUAAAUAGGAAAGCCACUGUCGAUAAUGGGGAAAGAAGGACAUUCAUAAUCUGUCAAAUCAGGGUUGGACAAAGAUUAAUAAGUUGAAAGCUAGUUGAUAUAUUAAAUGUAGGGUCAUGUCGUUUAAAUGAACGUGAUACAGAUUUGUUUCACUCUCAAAUUAAAUCCAUAUUUUCUAAUUUUUAACUUCAGCUAGUAUAAAUUAUUAAUUAACUAUUUAGCGUUCGAAAAUAUCAACUAAUAAGCAUGAUUAAUUUUUAUAUUGUUUAUAAAACUUAUGUAAAGAUGCUCAUAAGAUUUAGAAUUUUUGUGUGUUGUUUGUCCUUAUCAUUUCGUAAUUACCACGACUAAAAGAAUGGUGUGAUUAUCAACAGAAGCUGCAGGAUAAAUAAAGACUAGUAAUUUUAAAAAAUAUAUGCUUCCAAGUCCUGAAUAUGACUCUUUUUUGUUGAUAGAAAGAAAUAGUACUUUCAACGAGUAAUUGAAUUACAUUUGGUAUCUGACAUAA
This is a messenger RNA of Xenia sp. Carnegie-2017, 2368 nucleotides long. RefSeq names its product monocarboxylate transporter 10-like. Gene Ontology annotation, molecular function: monocarboxylic acid transmembrane transporter activity. The record is from RefSeq and is a predicted model, not a curated record. Lineage: Eukaryota; Metazoa; Cnidaria; Anthozoa; Malacalcyonacea; Xeniidae. Gene Ontology annotation, biological process: transmembrane transport. The transcript has 4 exons. The coding region runs from base 146 to 1714 and encodes 522 amino acids.